Messenger RNA from Camarhynchus parvulus, 4516 nucleotides. RefSeq names its product protocadherin alpha-C2-like. Gene Ontology annotation, molecular function: calcium ion binding. The annotation marks the transcript as partial. The record is from RefSeq and is a predicted model, not a curated record. The transcript has 4 exons. Gene Ontology annotation, biological process: homophilic cell-cell adhesion. Lineage: Eukaryota; Metazoa; Chordata; Aves; Passeriformes; Thraupidae. Gene Ontology annotation, cellular component: plasma membrane.
GGGCGGGCGGCGGGCGGGCCGCUCCGCUACUCGGUGCGGGAGGAGCUGCCGCACGGCGCCUUCGUGGGCAGCGUGGCGAGCGACCUGGGCGUGGAUCCGCGGCGGCUGGCGGCCAGGGGAGCGCGGAUCACCUCGGGCAGCGGCCGGCAGUACCUGGAGUUGGAGCUGGGCCGCGGGGCGCUGCUGGUGCGGGAGCGCAUGGACCGAGAGGCGCUCUGCGAGCUGAGCCCCUCCUGCUUCCUUAGCCUGGAGCUGGUCAUCGAGCAGCCCAUCGAGGUGUACAACGUGGAGGUGGAGGUGCUGGACAUCAAUGACAACGCGCCGCGGUUUCCCCGCCAGGAUUACCGGCUGGAGAUCAGUGAGUCUGCCGUGCCCGGGGCCCGUUUCCACAUUGAGAGUGCCCAGGACCCUGACGUGGGCACCAACUCCGUGCAGAACUAUCUGCUCAGCCCCAAUCGCCACUUUGCCCUGGACCUUAAAGGCUUCCAGAGUGGCAGCAAACUCCUGGAACUGGUGCUGCAGCAGCCGCUGGACCGGGAGCAGAGUGCCCUGCAGCAGCUGGUGCUGACUGCUGUGGAUGGUGGAGAUCCCCCCAGAUCCGGCACGGCCCAGAUCUCUGUGCGAGUUGUGGAUACCAAUGACAACCCACCUGCCUUUGACCGCUCCACCUACACCGUGAGCCUUCUGGAGAACUCCCUGCCUGGCACGCUAGUGGUCAAACUCAAUGCCUCAGACCCGGAUGAGGGCUCUAACGGGGAUGUGAUCUACUCCUUCGGCAGCUACACCCCCCAGAAGGUGAGACAGCUCUUUAGCGUGGACCCACAUUCAGGGGAGGUGCGGGUUAAUGGCACUUUAGAUUAUGAGGAGGCAUCCUCCUAUGAGAUCUAUGUACAAGCCACUGAUCAGGGCCCUGUCUCUAUGGCUGGGCACUGCAAGGUGCUGGUCAACAUUGUGGAUGCCAAUGAUAAUGCUCCCGAAGUGCAGCUGACCUCCCUGUACAGCCCAGUGCCAGAGGAUGCAAGGUCAGGAACUGUGGUGGCCCUGAUGAGUGUCACUGACCAGGACUCAGGGCUGAACAAGCAGGUAAGCCUGCGCAUUCCCCCCGGCCUCCCCUUCACUCUCAACUCCUUCAAGAACUCCUACACCUUGGUCACCCAGGGCAAGCUGGACCACGAGAAAGCAGCAGCCUACAACAUCACAGUUACUGCUACUGAUUCUGGGAGCCCCCCUCUGUCCUCCCAGAAGGUGAUCCAUGUGGAGAUCUCCGACAUCAAUGACAAUCCUCCACGCUUCGAGGAGCCUGUGUACUCAGUUUACAUCCCUGAGAACAACCCCCUCGGAGCCUUCCUGUGCACUAUUAAAGCCACUGACCCAGAUGUCGCCAAAAAUGCCUACGUGUCCUAUUCUCUGCUCGAUGGAGAGAUUGAAGGGCUACCAGUUGCUUCCUAUGUCUCCAUUAAAUCUGACAGUGGCAACAUGUAUGCUGUCAGAUCCUUUGACUAUGAGACACUGAGGGAGUUCCAGGUGAUUGUUCAGGCUCAGGAUGCUGGGGUCCCACCACUGAGCAGCACUGUCACUGUCUACAUCUACGUGGUGGAUGAGAAUGACCAUGCCCCACAGAUUCUGUAUCCUACCUCAACCAACACUUCCGCAGCCCUGGAGAUGAUCCCACGCUCAGCAUAUGCUGGAUAUUUGGUAACCAAAAUUAUAGCCAUUGAUGGGGACUCAGGACAAAAUGCCUGGUUGUUCUUCUACCUGGUGCAAACCUCAGAUCCGGGUUUGUUCAGGAUAGAGCUCCAUACUGGGGAGAUUAGGACUACUCGCAAGCUGGGUGAGGACAGCACACCCACUUUCAACCUGACGGUGGAGGUGAGAGACAAUGGAGAGCCAUCGAUGUCCUCAUCAGUAGCCAUCACUAUUGCUGUGGUGGACAGAGUUUCCAAAAUCAUCCCUGAUAGAAGAAGACACUUUAAAAGCCCAAGCAAUUACUCAGAGGUCACUCUUUAUCUCAUUAUCGCUUUGAGCGCCAUCUCCUUCGUUUUCCUUUUCACACUCAUUGGGCUUUCUAUCAUCAAGUGCUACAGAUACAGUCUGUAUGGGAGCUCCUGCUGUGCAGGGUGCUGUACUGUGAGAGAACGGAGCCCUGCUGAACUGUACAAGCAGGCCAACAACAACAUUGAUGCUAGAUUGCCCCAAGGUUUGAAAGUGCAGCCCCAUUUCAUUGAAGUGAGGGGCAAUGGGUCUCUCACUAAGACCUACUGCUAUAAGGCCUGCCUGACUGCAGGAUCAGGAAGUGACACUUUCAUGUUUUACAAUACCUGUGGCCCAACAGGAACUACUGGUCCCUCUGCAGUGGUGACUGAGAGGCAUCUGACAGGACAAAGUGGGCAGAGUGCACAAAACCUCAUCAUACUUAGAAAUGACUCCAUUACUCCUAAUGAGCCAAAACACCCCAACCCGGACUGGCGCUACUCUGCAUCCCUGAGGGCAGGAAUGCAAAGUGCUGUGCAUAUGGAGGAGGCAGGUGUCCUGCGUGGAGGAGCAGCAGGGCCUGACCAGCAGUGGCCAACAGUCUCCAGUGCUACAGCAGAACCUGAGGCGGGAGAGGUGUCCCCCCCAGUGGGAGCUGGUGUGAACAGCAACAGCUGGACCUUUAAAUUCGGACCGGGCAAUUCCAAACAAGGUGGUCCUGGUGAGUUGCCAGACAAAUUCAUUAUCCCAGGAUCUCCUGCAAUCAUCUCCAUCCGGCAGGAGCCACCCAACAGCCAAAUUGACAAAAGUGACUUCAUAACCUUUGGCAAGAAAGAAGAGACCAAGAAAAAGAAGAAAAAGAAGAAGGGAAACAAGACUCAGGAGAAAAAAGAAAAGGGCAACAGCACCACUGAGAACAGUGACCAGUGAGGGAGUUAUACUGAAAAAACCCUCUUAGCCAGUUUUUGUAAUAAUGGCAGAUUUCUCCUAUGUAGCAAAUCCCAACUUCUUCCUAUUGUUAACAAAUUUCCUGUAUGUACAGACUUGAGAAAAUCAGCAGGAAAUUCAGUGUCUGUCUAAAUUGCUUAACAGGUUUUGUCUUAAAAGCUUUAUUAAGUCUGGUGUUAACUCUUUUUCUCCACUCUGGCUUGUUUUCAGAAUCUAAAAAGCAGACACAAGUUUCCUUUCUCCUACGCCGAAAAGGAGAAUCUUCACAGUACAGCCAGUGAGAGGUUGGACUCUGCACUGUGGUUCCUGUGCUCCUGUCUUGAUGACACUUACAGGACAGGUUUAAAAGUUUUAAUGUUGUGCACCCUCUAUCUGAUUGGAAAUAUUUGUGUGCAGAUGUCAGCUAGGUGAUAUGAGAUCAGAUUAUAAAAUGCAAGAAGAGCUGGUAAAUAUGCAACAGAGGAAACACCUAAUGAACACAAAUGUUCAAAGAUGUUCAGGCUGGGGAGAAAAUGUCUGAAAGAGAGAUGAGCAGACUUAUCAAAUCCUGAGAAGUCACUGUGUGGAAAUACUGACUCCUAUACAUGACGUAUUGUACACACUGCUUCAAAUGAAACCUCACAUUUACAGCUCUUUAAGACACCAUAAAUUCUAUCUCUUUACCAAGCAAGCCAUUGGAAAAAUUGUCCCUUAAAGCCCUGCAUUACCCUGGUAAGGCUAGCCCUCAGAGAGUAACAAGGGCUGGGCUGACAUCCCAGGAAUGUAACUGUGAUGCUCUGUGUCCCUAUUUCCACAUUAUUUUGCACAUUAUGUCUCUGAAAAGGUCAGAGUUUUUCCACGACACUUAUGCAAAAGAGAGAAAAAAAGUAACAUUAACUAUGCUAUUUGUUAUUUGAGAUAUUUAUUUAUAAAGAAAUAUAGCUGUAAAUGUUAAAGAAAUAUGAUGCCCUUUAACCCAAACAGAAGUCAAUCUAGAGCCAUUAUAAAUUACAAUUGCUGCUAUUAAAGUGCUUUAGAAAAAUUGCCUGAACCAUCUGUAUUAUAUCGGCCACUUGCCAAUCACAGCUUUAUUCUGUCGGGUGACUUGGGGGCUGCCUCUUGCAUGUGUUAAUAAAUACAAGAAUAUCUUCUCUUUCUUUUUUGCAUUAUUCUGCACUUUGAAUACACCUUUGCAAACAAACUGUCCUAAUAUGAAGAAGCAGAAGCAAACUCCUCACACAGAUGGAUUUACUAACCUGCUAGCUCUGUGCAGUACCUUGGUGUGACCUCCCACACGACCUUUUCUGAUUUUAGUUUUACUUUUCUAUGAGAUUAUGAAUUCCUGACCCUACUAACACUCCUUAUGUAAAAUUCAAGUACUGUAUGUAUGCUGUAUGCUCUUAUAAGAAUCCUGAAAUAUUUAUUCUGUGCUUGUGUAUGUGAAUGUCAAUGCAACUAUUAUUAGAGUGGACUUUAAGCUUUACUGUUGAAUGUAAAUUCAUUAUUUCUUUUUUGUACACUUGUGGAAAAGUGGAGUAGUGUUAAUUUUUUAAGCCACUGUUGAUUAUCAGUUUUUUUUUGUGUAUGAAACACAAGUAAAAUAUCUUUCUUAAACCAA